UGGCCAGUGUUAACCGAGUUCGGACCACAGAUCUUACGAUUAUCGAUGUUUGUGAGCCGGAUAUAAGUAUGGCGGCAAGUUGAGUGUUGACUAAUUUUGGAUAUUCAAAACAUUGAAAAUCACCUUUGUCGGUUGACAUUGCCUGCAAGUUUAUAAUCUCUUCAAAGUAGAUUCAAAAUGUAGCUGCAAUAACAAAUUAAUGCAUUAAUGAGUUAUUUAACCUUAUGAAAAGAAAAUAAGUUGCGAUUGACAGUAUGGCGUCUAGUGAAGAAUCAACUGGCGAAGAUGAAAAUAAGAGUCAUUUAGACGAAAAUGAUAUUGUUCAAACGAAAAGUAAUCUAUUAAAUAAUAGGUUAGAGUCCAUUCUGGAGCCGCCUGAGCUGAAAGAUGAUCAGUGUGAACAUGUAAAUGGGUUAUCCAAUGGAAAAAGCCAUUUGGAAGCAGAUAUGAUUGAGAUAGAAACAAAUAAUUCUGACUUCAAGGCAAGAAUUCAAGGUAAUGGUGAAAUGGAGGAUUACAAAAUAAAAUUGGAUUUCAUUGUAUCUGCGAAAGGAUCUCUUGAAAACACCCACGUUGCAAUGGAUUGGAAUGCAACUCCAAAACCAAUUCUUGAAGAUAUGUUGGAAAAUAGUAGAACAUGCUUUGAUCAAGAUUAUACUAAAAUUGAAUUGAGUUGUGUCAUUAAACAAGAAAGUGAUAAGGAAAACUUCAAUGAAAGUGAUGCUGUUUGUUUAGAGAAAAGUAACUUUAUAGUGAACGUUGACAACAAAAGUGAUUCAAUCAGUGAUUUGGUGAGUGUGAGUUCAACAACUCCGGAUAAUUUGAAUAUGUCCUUAAAAAAUGGCUGUGAUGAUUUCUGCAGUAGCAGUACUGCAGCACAGAUAUCCAAUUUGGAUCUAUCAAACAGUACAAGAGACCAAGGCCUUCAUAUUGGUGUGACCAAACAGGAAUUUUUAUUUGAUGGUAAAGUUAUCAAACCAAAGAAAAAAUUAUGUUCUCAACUGAUUGAGAAACUAGAUUAUAAAUUAUUAGAAGGCAAAAAAGGCAUUGACCUAUUAACUGCAAUAGAGGAACAAACAAAUGCAAAUUUGAAAAAGCAUGAUCUAAGGGUAUCAAGUUCAGAGUCUGGAACAAGUGUAGAAAUUGAACCAAGUCCAAGAAAAGCUAGAACAAGAUCUGUGGAUAGUAUGGAAAAGCCAAAAAGAGGUCUUAAAAGAGCCUUAUCUGCAGAUAACAACGAAAAUCCAUCAAAAUUACCAAAAAUAGAUUUUAAAAAUUUACACCAAGCUCACAAAGCGUCGAUUAAAUCUGAUAGAAAUAAGGAAGAUAAAUAUAAACGAGGUCAUAAUAGACACGAGGAUAAAAAAAAGAGUCACUCCAGCAGAAGACAUCACAGGUCAUCAGACAGGAAACCUCGAUUGCUAACCGAUGGAAAUUACAGUUACCCUCCUAGUGAUUCUUCAUUGAAGUACAGAAAAUAUUAUCAUAUAGAAACACACACUAAUGGUGGCGCUAAAAUUUUAAGAAUGUACCAUGAUGAAAUUAAACAUCUUAGUUCUUCUGAAAUGAAGAAUUUAACUUAUGAAUUUUUCAAACUUGCCUUUGAAGAAGAUUCUAAGGGUCAUGCCAAAUUUGUGAUAGCAAUAGUACAUGGCUCAGCUAAAUACCUGCCAGAUAUUUUGCAAUAUAUGGCUGACCGUUAUCCAAGUUUGACUGUUCACAAUGGUUUACUCAGUAAAAGCUCUGACAUUGAAACGACAACCCUUUCUGUUUAUAAUGAAAAUGUUAAGAAAACAUACGAUAAAGGCACUUAUAGAUAUGGACCUCUUCAUCAAAUCAGCAUUGUUGGUACAGCUCAUGAAGAAGUUGGUGGUUAUUUUCCAGAUAUUUUAGAAAAAUUGGAGGAGAAUCCUUUUCUUCGUUUGGUGAUGCCUUGGGGAAAUCUUUCGAGUUGUAAAAAAAUGUUACCAUCUGAGUCUAAUGAUGGUCCAAUAGUCUGGUGUCGACCAGGUGAACAGCUAGUGCCGACAGUUGACUCAAAAACCCCAGUAAAAAGAAAAAGGACCGGAAUUAAUGAACUACGAAACCUACAAUAUCUACCUAGGAUGUCCGAAGCAAGGGAGCACUUAUUUGAGGAUCGCACCAAAGCGCAUGCAGAUCAUGUAGAUGCUGGCCUAGACAGAAAAACAACUGCUGCAGUUGGUAUUCUCAAGGCUAUUCAUGGUGGGAAAAACGAAGGUUCGAUAAAUAGAAUAACAAAGGAUGUUAUAGCUUUUUCCGCUAAGGAUUUCGAUACACUUUCUGAAAAAUUACAACUAGAUCUUCAUGAACCUCCUAUAUCACAGUGUGUUACUUGGAUUGAAGAUGCCAAAUUGAACCAGUUGAGAAGAGAAAAUAUAGAAUAUGCUAGAAUUAAUUUAUAUGAUAAUGAUAUAUAUUUUUUACCCAGAAAUAUUAUCCAUCAAUUCAGGACAGUGUCUGCUGUUACCAGCAUAGCUUGGCAUGUCAGGCUUCAGCAGUACACGCCUCAUAUACACAAGGAUCAAGUGAGAACAUUUGAAAAAUCCAGCCAUGCUCAUAAACAUGAAAAAUCCAAACAUAGGAAAUCUGAACCUGAAAAAAUCAAGCAAAAACUUGAUUUCGCUGCUUGUUUACCAUCACAAAAACAUCCUUUGAAAGAAAAAGAUAAAAACAAAGAUAAAAGAGACAGAGAUAAAGAUACAUCAAAAAAUAGACGAGAUACUUCUUCACAUCAUAAGCAGAAUAAGGAUAAAAGUCACAAAUCAUCACAUACUUCUAGUAGACAUAAAGAUCACGAUAAGUAUAGGGAAAAAUCUAGAAGUCACCAUGUUAAGCAUAAAUACGAUAAGCACAAUAAAGAACAGGAUAAGAAAACGAAAAAUUCAUCACAUAGUAAUGGAAGUAGUAAACAUAAUGAGGAAUAUAAAAAAUCUUCUGAAGGAAGUAAAGUACCAUCAGAAUCUCUCAAAAACUUGGACAAGUUAAAUCCGUUAUUGAAUUCAAAUAAAUUGAGUCCUCCGGAAAAAGUAAGUUCCACAACAUUCAGUAUUGACAAAAUUGAUGGUUGCUCGGAAGAUAAGAGCGACAGUUCUGUGAUAAAUACACCUGUGAAAAGGCAAGAACACGGCACCAAUCAUGUUUCACCUUUCAAAUUCAAAACGGAGAAAAAACUUAAUAAAAUAAUUCAACCUCGCUUGCCUCAAUCUUCUGACGUUCUGGGGGAUAUUUUGAAACACAUGAAAAAGUGUGAUCCCCAUAUAUAACAGUCAUUUUUUUUAAACUGAAUUUGUUCAUUUAUUGAAUCACUAUAUUUAAAAGAUAGCUUGAUAUAAUUGAAAGUUUUAUAUGUAAAUACCUAAUUUAUUUCUGAAAUUGUGAAUAGGAAGCAGUUUUCCACUAUCAUCAAUUUGAGGUAGAAAUAAUGUAAAUAUACAGCCUGGUCAGAUUCCAUAUGGGGCUUUUAGGUGAUAAUACCACAUCGAUCGAAUUGAGAUCAUCGGGGCAAAUUCAGUUCGCAAAGGAAUUGAUAAUUGUUGUAUUGAUGUUUUAUUUUGAAUCCUAUUCAACAAAUACUUGAAAAAUAUUCCCGAUUAAAACAAUGGAGGUUAUCAGCCUUUAAAUGUAAAAAAAAUAGAAAUAAAACUGAACUUUUGUCGAAUAUUUUUUCUUUUUCUACUGUAUUAUCACCUAAAACCUCCCAUCAGCUUUUUAUUGGGCCACCCUGUAUAUACGUGGAAAUCGUUUUUCAAUUGACUUUUAUUACCAAAACUAUACUUUUAUUCUUUGAGAAAUCAUGCCUUACAUUAUGAAAGAAUAUUUGUUAUUAGACCUUCACAAGCAAAUUGUGAUAUUGUCAAUUUGAUGUAUAACUCAAUAUUUUGAUAGUUGCUGCUGGUGAAAUUCUAUAUGUACCAAAACCUGAUUGUGAUUCAAAUAUUUCACACGAAUUAGAAAUAAUUUUUUUAUUUGAUUAUAAUGAAAAUGAUGGUCGCUAAUGAAAGAAUAUAUAAUGAAAUCAACUUUUAAAAAAUGCAACUAUAUUUUCAGAAAAUUGAUUAUUUAACUUUUAUUUUUCAUCCUGGUUAUUAACUGAGAAUUUCAUCACAAAAUAUUCCGAAAAACUAAUAAGGCUAUUGAGGCCAAUUUCAAAUUGCUGAUAAUUAAAAAGAUAUUUUAUAGGAAUACCUGUGGUCAAUUUAUAAACAUUUUUUCAACAAUAUACAACGGUUUAUUCUGAUUUUCCAUUUGUUAUAUAAAUGCAUUUGAAAGGAUUAUGAGACUGUUUUCCAGUGAAUUUUCAAUUAUGUUUAUUAUCAAUCAGUUCAGCAUAUACACACACCUAUAUUAUGUACUAAUUUUUGUUUUCAACAGAUUUUUUUCAUGAUUUUUUGAAAUUUUGUGUGAUUUUUUUUUAUGUAUAUACAGGGAUAAUGACGAAAUGAAAUGUUUUAAUUGAUUUUACAACUUUAUUAAGGUUUUAAAAAUUUGUGCCCGCAAAAUAUUCUACUUGGAUGCGUUUUUUUUUGUCUGAGUUUUUAUGUAUACUGUCACUAUGCCUUUUUUAAUAAUAUUGAGCAAGUCAGCGUUUCAAGGCAUUUUAUUUGAUAGAAUUUGCACAGUUCAGACACUCGGACAAGUAGAUACUGUUUCUCUUUACUUGGACGAGUGCUUGUCUGUUAGGCAUAGACAUGUUUUCAAAUGAUGCUGAGAAAUCAAGAUUUUUUUUUCUACUUGACCAUAGCAAUUUUACCUCGAAUCCAGUGAAUGUUAUCGACUCAUUUUAUUUUAAUAUGGCAAGGAUAAGAAAAAUUUUUAAAUGCCCAUUUUAAUUUUAUUACUUUCGAUUUCUUAUUUGUCGUAUAGGCAUCAAAGGUAGAGAACUUCAAAACGCCAUAAUGUCCUUGGUUGAUGAAAUAUGUAAAUAUUGUAUAUAGAAAACUGUAUAAAUUUUGAAUACAUGAUUAUUUGACUAUCUCCAAACAACUAGAAAUCACUUAGAUUCAAUCGCUCUUUUGAAAAAUCCACCAAUUUAAAUGUCAAAUGAAAUUGUUAUUUUUUUAAUAUUUGUAGAGAUAUUAAAAUAAAAAGUGAUAUUUGUAAUGAACUAGUAUUCCAUAAACUCUGACAUCACAAAAAUAAGGGUGCUAUUUGUGGGUCAAAAAGGGAGUUUACAUUUUAUAAGAUACAUUACUUUAAUAUGUUCAUUAGAAUUUGUUCUGUGAAGUUGUUUCGAGAAGAAAAUAUAGUAUUAUUUCACAGUUUCAUAA
Messenger RNA from Harmonia axyridis, 5288 nucleotides. Its product is annotated as lysine-specific demethylase RSBN1L. The transcript has 6 exons. Gene Ontology annotation, cellular component: nucleus. NCBI's taxonomy places the organism in Eukaryota, Metazoa, Arthropoda, Insecta, Coleoptera, Coccinellidae. The coding region runs from base 255 to 3284 and encodes 1009 amino acids. The record is from RefSeq and is a predicted model, not a curated record.